AUGAGUACUGACCAAGAAGAACGAUUAGCAUUAUUACAAGAGCUACAAACAACUUUCAACAUGGUGAAAAUCCAAAUAGAAGAAUUUAUGAAAAGUGAAAAAGAUUAUAACGCAAUUUGUGAAAAAAGAUUUAAAGAAGAAGAAAUUGUUGAUGUUCAGAAUGAGAGUUUAGAAGACAGAAUUAAAAGAAUAGAAGGAGUUUAUGAUAGAAAAGAAGAGCUAGUUAGAAGAAACGAAAUUGUCAACUACCAAAUUAAAGAUGGGAUUUUAAUGUUAAAGGCAAUGAAAGAGGUUUACCAAAAACUUGAAGAGAUUAGGCUCAAUGACUAUGAAGUCUUGUCAAAACAAAUGGAUACUAUUAUUGCAAAAGUUCUUGAGACAGAAAAGGAAAGAACUAAUAAACUAAUCAGUGAAAGUCCUUACAGAAAGUGUAGGUAUCAAGGAGAACUAAAUAAAACGAUCAAAGAAUGGGAGAGUAGAAAAUUGGAAGUAAAUUUUCUUUUAUUGUGCCAAAUCAAACAAAUAGAAGAAUGGACAAAUAGAAAAGUAUCCAAUAUACUAUUUGAUUCAGAUAUUGAUGAUUGGAAUUAUAAUACAUCAGUAUUUAAACAAAGAAUAAUAAAUAAAAAACAUAUAACAAUUAUUAUUGAAGAUGAAGAUGGAAAUAAAUUUGGAGGAUAUGUUAAUAUGAAAAUUGAUAAUGUUGGUUGUAGGAUAAAUGAUUCAAAUGCAUUUGUAUUUUCAUUAGAAUCAAAUGGGAGAAUACAAGAAAUGAUGAAAUUUGAUAUUAAAGAUCCACAAUAUGCAUUUGGGUUAUAUAAUCAAUUAGAUGGUGGUUUGUUUGAAUUUGGAGGAAAUGAUAUUUAUGUUUGUAAAGAAAAUAAUAAAACAAAAUCGUGUUGUAAACAAUCUUCCUUUGAAUAUAAAGGAAUAUCAAAUGUACUUUGUGGAAGGCAAUGUUUCACACCAGAACGAAUUAUUGUAAUUGAAAUGAAAUGA
This is a messenger RNA of Entamoeba dispar SAW760, 999 nucleotides long. RefSeq lists its product as uncharacterized. The transcript has a single exon. Bases 1 to 999 code for a protein of 332 amino acids. NCBI's taxonomy places the organism in Eukaryota, Evosea, Mastigamoebida, Endamoebidae. The record is from RefSeq and is a predicted model, not a curated record.